AUGUGGCGGUAUGUAGCUGUGUGCUGGGCUAUACAUGUAGCGGUGACUGUCGGCUACCCCGUGUCUGAGUCUAAGAAUUCGAAUCAACAAAAAUUCCUGAAACAACAAAUACUUGAAGACAUCAGAAGGGAAUUAAGAGAAUAUCAUAAUGCAACGUCUAAACGAGAGGAAAGCGGAAGUGGAGCUACACGAAAUGAAGAUGAGAUUGACAACAAGGAUAUCGAUCCCGAUGACAAAAAUAUGCGGUUACUGCUGAGUAUGGGUGUAGAAAUAGACGGCGUUGUUAAUGAGCCAAACGGACUACAUCCCGAAGAUUCCGAGCAGUUUAAAGAACAGAGUCUGGAUAGAACAAUAGAAACAGACCGCGAGGCGGAUAAGGAGGGAAAGACAAGAAAUAAAAGAAAUUUUGGACCAAGCUGGGUGAAAUGGCCGAAAGGAAUCGUACCCUAUGAAUUUGAUGACAGCUUAGUUGCAAACAGAAAACCUUUUCUUGGAGCUGUAAAAUUGUUUGACGAUCUGACAUGUAUUAAAUGGAAACCUAGAUCCUCGGAAGUCAAAGCGGAAGUAGGUCACGACGGAUAUGUGAGGGUUAAAAGUGGUUCCGGCUGCAGUUCCGGUGUUGGCUUUGGAGGGGACGGAGAACACGCCAUGAGUUUAUCAGAACCCGGAUGUGGAUCGGUCGGGAUCGCGAUGCACGAGAUGUUGCACAGACUCGGACAGAGGCACGAACAAGCUCGUAACGAUCGGAAUCGGUAUGUCAAAAUUGUGUGGAAGAACAUCCAGUCCGGGAAAGAGUCCAACUUCUACAGAACUUUUACAUACGACCGCAACCCCUAUGAUGUUGGAAGCGUUAUGCAGUAUGGAUUUACGUCGUUCGGGGGUGGCAAAACAACGAUAGAAGUGAUUGACAACAACCUUAAGUACCUGACAUACCCAAGCGGACAGAUAUUGUCUUUCUAUGACCUAAAGGAUGUCUUAGAUCAAUAUGAUUGCACAGCUCAUUGUACCAAUGCUCCAAAAUGUCAGAACGCCGGCUACAUUAACACAAAGUGUGAGUGCAAGUGUCCUGAAGGCUUCACGGGGGCGCUGUGUGAGACGGUCGUCACUGAUCAAGAUUGUGGAGGGUACCUUACGCUGAAGGAGGGUACGGCUGAUUUGGGUGUAAACAGGGACAUAUCUGUAUCAUCUCCAAACUACCCGGGCCCAGUCGGUCAGGGAAAAAUUUGUAGAUGGGCCGUCAAGGCACCAGAUGGUUACAUCAUAAAGAUGACGAUAGAUGACCUUCACAUGGCCUACAAUCCGGACACACUUCGCUGCUACCAUUGGCUGGAGAUCCAAUACAAUCUGCCCGGACAACCUGGCAUUCGUCGCUGCGGAGACAUUGUUGGUGAAAGUUUCUUAACCUCAGCUGAUUCCCCGACAUUUAUGAUUGUUACCAUGGAUACCAAGUUUGCGGGGAGUAGAGUCACGAACAAGGGAUUUAAGCUUCAUUUUGAGCUAGAACGUGAAGUGUGUAGAGACAAUCAAUGCGCGUUUGGAGUGUGUGUAGCUGACGAGCUGAAGGCGUGUAAAUACAGGUGUGUUUGUCAACCCGGGUACGAAGGGGAGAUGUGUGACAAAGUCGUAGACGAUGCAAAACUAAACUGCAAUUUUGAACGGUUUGAAAAAUGCUUCUUCGAUAACGUCAAGGAAGGAGCUGAUUUUGAAUGGGGACCAGGAUUUAAACACUCCGUGUCCUUGGGGACGGGACCGGAAGAGGCACACAGAGGGCUACGGUUCCUGUUCACUGAAAUGUCAUCGCCGAGAAAGCCAGGAGACAAGGCCAUUAUAAGAACAACUGUCCCGCUACCAGAGAAGGCCGGCUGCCUGUCCUUUGCAUACAACAUGUUUGGUCGUAAUGUCAACAAGCUAUCUCUGUUUUCGGAGGACUCCGGGUCAACUAAAACCGAACUGUGGUCAAAAACAGGAAACCAAGGGUCUGAUUGGUUGACUGCAGACAUUAAUGUCCCAGCUACGAAGGGGCUUAAACUGUCGUUUGAAGCAAUCACGGGCGACUCGUGGGAUAGCGACAUUGCUCUGGAUGACAUAUGGUGGAAAGUUGGAAAAUGUGAUGUUAGAGCUCCUAAGGACUGUAUUGAAUAUGGGAAAGAAUACAAAGGGACACGGAGCUACACCAAGAAAGGGGUCAAAUGUCAGGCGUGGAACGUUAAUGAACCCCACGAGGUGACAUCAAAAUACGCCCACUUUGAGUCCAACUACUGUAGAAUGGGGGGUGAGGCGAAUGCUUGGUGUUACACCACAGAUACCAACACAGCGUGGGACUGGUGCGGCGUCCCUUACUGCUACGCCACGGAGUGUUCCUACGCCCCAGACGGCAGUGACUAUGUCGGAACAGUGAGUCACACAGUGACUGGCCUGCCCUGUCAGAUGUGGGAUUCGAACACCCCACACACCCACGACUACAACAAACUGACCAACGACCAGAACUACUGCCGGAACACAGACUCCAGCAAGGCCCCCUGGUGUAUGACCAAUGACCCCUCCGUCCGCUGGGGGUACUGCGACGUACCCAGAUGUGAGAGAGUGGAACAAGAGUGCAUCCUUACGGCGACAGGGAUAGACUAUGCAGGGAAAACCAAAGUUACAGCUUCAGGAAAAGAUUGCUUACCUUGGAAAGAUGUUUCAGAACAUAUGGCACAGGAAGAAAAUUACUGUAGAAAUCCGGAUUCUUCGGGCAGACCUUGGUGUUAUGUCAAGGGAGACACAAAGCCAGUGAAGGAAGACUGCAAGAUUCCAUCUUGUGCUGAAUCUCCUUGUUUUGGGAAGCCUUGCAAGAACCAUGGCAAAUGCACGGUAAAAGGCACUUCAUUUACCUGCACCUGUCUACAGGGGUUCAAGGGCGAUAAAUGUGAAACACUAGAACCAAUAGAAGAAGCAGAUUGCAAAAGAACUGCCACAGGUUGGGAAUACAGUGGAAAGAUAGGGGUUACAAAGUCCGGGAGAACCUGCCAGGCCUGGGGCUCACAGACCCCGCACGAACAUAGUUACGGGACAGACCUACUGGGGAACUACUGCAGGGAUCCUAGCGACUCCGGGUAUCUCUGGUGCUAUACAACGGACCCAGACAAGAAGUGGGAGGAAUGCAAUGUUCCGGAUUGUGCAACACCACCUUUGGAAUGUAUCCCUGCCUCCGACCCACAAGGAAAACUCUACUUUGGAACUCACAACUUUGCAAAGACCGGAGACCAAUGCCAGCGAUGGGACAGUCAGACCCCUCACAAACACUCGGUGAGUGCAUUGAGUGACCAGGAGAAUUACUGCAGAAGCGCCGACAACGAAAAGUGGCCCUGGUGCUACACAACUAACCCCGAUAAACGGUGGGACUACUGUAACAUCCCAUCGUGUUAGGGAACCGCGGUCUUUUGGAAAAAAAAAAUGUUUGUCUAAUUUACAUAUGGACACACUACUUUAACAUUUAACCAUAGAAUUUAUUAAAAAUUCCAAGCAGC
Magallana angulata is the source of this 3509-nucleotide messenger RNA. RefSeq lists its product as uncharacterized. Gene Ontology annotation, biological process: proteolysis. NCBI's taxonomy places the organism in Eukaryota, Metazoa, Mollusca, Bivalvia, Ostreida, Ostreidae. Gene Ontology annotation, cellular component: membrane. Gene Ontology annotation, molecular function: zinc ion binding; metalloendopeptidase activity. The record is from RefSeq and is a predicted model, not a curated record. The transcript is spliced from 27 exons. Bases 1 to 3408 code for a protein of 1135 amino acids.